Messenger RNA from Bursaphelenchus xylophilus (pine wood nematode), 1996 nucleotides. NCBI's taxonomy places the organism in Eukaryota, Metazoa, Nematoda, Chromadorea, Rhabditida, Aphelenchoididae. The record is from the annotation of a GenBank genome assembly.
AUGGACCCCUCCAGCAGCUCAGAUCCGGACGACAAGUUCAUCGUCGUCCAUCUUCCUCAGUCCGACCAUUUCAUUGUCUGUGGCCACACGUAUUUGGAUGGGAAUUUGAAUUCGGAUGGGAAUCUGACAGUGCAAUUCGACGGGAAGACCGAGAGCGGCGUGAUCAAAGGCCUGUUUGGGAAUAAGGACGAUGCAAUUGAGUACGCGAACCGCCUCUUGAUGGAGAAAGAUAACUGCAAUGGCGUUGCGAAUGUAGUGGACACCACCAGCAAGGAGGGGCAAGCGAAUCCGGUGGCCCCCAUCGCCUUGGACCCCAGUAAUUUGUACAUCUCAGGUUGGUUCACUCAUCAAAACUCAUCAAUUUGGGCCUGUUUUCGAAGAAAUCAAAGAUUUGAUCUUUACGAUUUUUCCUAAAAUUCCAUAAAAUCCGUCAUCGUUGGCCAAAGUGGACAGUCGUAUUUUCGUAUACGAGAAAAUUUUUUAAUGAUAUCCGUUUUGCACAUAAAACAACACUUCAGCCAGAACUUUGAUUUAUUUCAUCGGUGAAAACAUGUCACCAUGACAGAUUUUCUGGAAUUUAAAAAUCUUGAAUUUCGGGAUGAUUACUUUGAAUUUUGUCCAAAUUCUGUUUGUUGCCUUGGAGUUUGUUAUUUCUCUUUUCCGGAAAGAAACAGAUUUAUAUUAAACAUCAUGUAUAAUAUAAAAUAUUCUCGAUAAAUAAACCAUUCUAGCUUACAUUUUCAGUUUCAACCGACGAUCUCCGCGUUCUAAACGACCGAAUAUCGCAAAUGGAAAAGCGAUUGGUGCGUCACGAGGAUCUCCUUUUGAAUACCUUCGCCAAACUUCAUAAUGCUCAUGAUCUGAUUGUAAAACAACAAGAGAGCAUUCAAAAGCUCACGGAAUUGGUGCAAGCCAGGUCAGGAUGGGAUGGAAUCGCAAAUCGGGACAUGAGCAAUCUUUCGUCGACUUCACUUCAAAGCCUUCCCAGAAUAAUUCAAUUGCCAACGUCUUCAACUAUAACCAAUGCAGCCAAUCUGAUUCCGGUCCAAUUUGUUCAGGCUGCCUCCACUUCCACGGCAAAUCCAUCAAAAUCAAAAGAAACCGGGUCGAAUCAAGAUGACGAUUAUGUCUUUGUGCCUACUACAACAUCAGUUACAACUGUUAUAAAGGACGAGCCAAAUGAGGUGGUUGUGCCGGCUACUGCGACAACUUCUGGUAAGAUUAUUUAAUGGCUAUAAAAAAAUUUUUUUGUUGUCAUCAUUUUUUGAAAAAUUCUAAAAAAUCCGUCAUCUGAGGACUUAAAAUUUUCGAAACAAUGGGCAUGAUUAAAAUUUUUUUGACCAUGACUGAACAUUUUUAAUCAAUUAUGUGAGGAAAUUGCAGAUUUGUCUAGUAAUUUUGCGUGUCAUCAUGACGUAUUUUCUGGAAUUUCCCGCAAAAUUGAUGAUUAUUUAGGUGUUUUGAGAAGUUUGAUAUAUACCAGCGACUAAUUAAAAUUAAUGAAAAAACAAUUUAAAGUACGAUUGGAAUGUUUUUAGUCCCCAUAACCACCAGCAGUACCUUAUCCACCAGAUCUCAGACCUCCAACUUUGUCCCCGCCAAACCUAAAUUCCAAUUCGCGUCUAAAAGCGACUGCGAAAAGCUGUGGAAGACGGCUCAGACGGCUGAAAGGUUCGGUGGGCUCCUCAAUUUCAAGCUCUUCUCGACCGCUUUAUAUUACAAUCGCCUCGAGGAAAGGGAUCCGGAAAAAGUGGCGGAAUUCCGGGAAAUCCUCGCCUUCUUCAGUAAGCCCAAGACUCGGGCCGAGGAACUGAAGAACUGGAACGACUGUGUGAACGAAAUCAACAAACAGGUGCCGACGGUGUUUGUGCAGGACAAGGAAACACUUGACCUGGGUCAACUCUUCCAGCCCACCAUUCGAAGGGGAAGAGGACGGCCGAGGAAAUAUACGACGCCAUACAGUGUGCCGGGUAGUAAUGACAACGCCAAUACGUAG